CAGACGCGGCGCGCGGGGGCCGUUUCCCGCCGCCGGCUGCCUGUCGUCUGGGUCCUUCUGCUCUUCACGUGCCGCCUCACGGAGCCAUCUCACCGCCAGCUCUCUCCUUUGGCUUCUGCGUGCCUGGGGAAUGGCUCGUUCUGUAUCCCGGCUUCUCAGCCGCGGCGCUGCCUCGAGCCGGGCGGCGCCUCACGGCCCGGCCGCGGGGAUCUCCCGCCCGGGGAAGGCGAGGAGGCCCUGCGAGGCUGCGGGCGACAGUCCCUGUAACGUGAGAUGCCAAGCCAGCCACUCAGCAGGCUCUGAAAUGGGUCCGCGGGUGUUGUUGGUUCCCUCUGCCGUGGGCAAUGAGGCCAGGGCACAGCAGACUGGGAAGCGUCAGCCUGCUCUGCAUCCGCCUCAGCAGAGACGCCGAGAAGUAACCACGGAGUUUUCGUGUGUGGGCACCUCGGAGGAAGACGUGUGUAUUGAUGGCUGGACGGCCAGGAUACAUCACUUGUAACUACUGCUGGUUCUGAGAUCUGCUCCUUUGGCGGAGACCUGGCAGAGCAGAGCAGCUUCUGAGAAUCUUGCCAUGCACUGAGAAAACAAGAACUGCUACCCGAUUCAAGCUGAGCACCUCCUGAAAUCAGUAGUACUGCAUACAGACUGGGACAGUCAGAGUUAGGCUAAUGUGUUUGAAAGCUAACUGCUGGAUUUAAGGAAGGAACUGUGCACAUUUAACAAGAAACAGAAACAAGAAAAUCCUCCAGUGUUGCCUGAAAUACAUCUGAUAAAUGGACUUGAAUUUUCAGGUUACAUUGAACUUAUUAUUCAAAAGUUUCCAACGGAGUUUGAAUUGCAUGCUUUUGUUUGCAGAAGCAAAAAAACCCCUCAACCCUAGUUAUGUACUUCGGUGUCAUGGUUUAACCUGAAGUAGAAAAGGGAGACUGAAUACACGACUUGGAGGAACUGCUAAGAGAGUCUAAACAUAAUGUGACUGAACAAAAAAAACCCAACUCAUUAUAAAAAAACUAUGGAUAAGAACUUUCAAGAACAGUUUGCAGGUGUCAUUAAAUUUACUCCUCCUCUGUACAAGCAACGCUACCAGUUCGUUAAAGAUUUAGUGGAGAAAUACAAACCUAAGAAGGUGGCAGAUUUAGGAUGUGCUGACUGCACUCUUCUCUGGAUGCUGAAAUACUGCAGUUGCAUUGAAGUGUUAGCUGGGCUAGACAGCUGUGCAAGUGUAAUGAAAGAAAAAAUGUAUAAGUUGUCUCCUCUUCCUGUUGAUUAUUUGCAGCCAGCUCAAAGGUCCUUAACUAUUACCUUGCAUCACGGUUCAGUUGCCUGUAAAGAUCCUUGCAUGCUUGGUUUUGAUUUGGUAACGUGUAUCGAACUAAUUGAACACCUGGAAGAAUCAGAACUGAAUAAGUUUCCUGAAGUAGUGUUUGGUUUCAUGUCUCCAAGCAUAGUUGUGAUCAGUACUCCAAACUCUGAUUUUAACCCUUUGCUUAAGGGAGUGACAUUAUUCAGGCACCCGGACCACAAAUUUGAAUGGAAUCAAGUGCAAUUUCAAAGCUGGGCACUGGAGACUGCUGCACGUUACAAUUACUCAGUGGAAUUUACUGGUGUAGGGCUCCCACCAACAGGAAUGGAGAAAGUUGGGUUCUGCACUCAAAUAGCUGUGUUUGUUAGAAAAUAUUCUGAAACCAGUGAAUCUGCUCAGUUGGAGAAACCCUUGGAAGCAGUUUACAAAACAGUGUUCAAAGCAGUGUACCCGAGUCUUAAAGAUGAGAGGUACCUGCAGAAUGCAGUGGUCAGUGAAGUUAUUUUCACUAUACAAAUCAUUAAGCAAAAUCUGCUGGACUGCUUAAUGUCAGAACAUAAGGAGUGUAAUGAUGAUCCUACUGAGAGAAAAUCCAAAUUCCAUCCUUCAAUGAACCGUUUUUCAGAAGACCUUCGAAAACUGGUUGUGGAAAAAAGCUUGGAAUCAUUUGUCAAUGGAAAUGUGGCUUACAUCCCUCUUGCAACCAUCUUUUCUUUUCCCAAAGUGAAUCGCCUUUGUGGUACCUUUGAGAAGUUAUGCAAGCUUAUUGCUGGCAAGGUCACACUAAGCAGUGAUGGUUCUGCUGUGGUCUUUAAUAUUGAACAUUAAUAGAAUUAGAUCACAGAUUUCUGAUACAAGAUUCAGUUGAAGUAAUGACAUUUUUUUAGUAGAUGUCAAAUGGUAUGAACUAGAACCAGAAAAAUUCUCUAAACCUUCCAGCAUUUAGCCAUUAUUACCUCUCUCACUGAGCAGGUGAGUGCUUCUGACAAAGACCAUAGUAACUCAAACAGUUUUGAACCAGAGUAUCGGGCUAAAAUGAAAUAAUUGAUUCCUAUGAAGAAAUAUUUUAAGUAUUUACUUGCUUUCUGUUACCAUACUGUCUCACGACUAGAUGCUUUUUGGUAAUCUUCUGUUAGCUCCAAAGAUAGUUGAUGGCAACACAGAACUAUGUUGCAUUGAAUAAGUCAGACAUAGGUUAUGGGCAAGUUUUUUCCUAAUAGAGUAACAUUUUUAGGUGCCUUUUUCAAGAUAAGUACAUAUUCAGCUUUUAUAAAAACUAAAUACUGUUCCAAAUAAACUGGAAUAUGCCACAAACAUUUAUAACUCAGUAAAUGCAAUACUGGGAAAGACUGCCAUGAUGUUGGAUGUAAGGUGAGGAAAAAAUAAAGGUAGAUUUAGCCCUGUUGUUUUAUCCAGUUUCUUGAUGA
This is a messenger RNA of Colius striatus (speckled mousebird), 2730 nucleotides long. It is a transcript of the gene HENMT1, whose product is annotated as HEN methyltransferase 1. Bases 1013 to 2131 code for a protein of 372 amino acids. The transcript has 7 exons. Gene Ontology annotation, cellular component: nucleus; cytoplasm. Gene Ontology annotation, biological process: piRNA processing; siRNA processing; RNA methylation. The record is from RefSeq and is a predicted model, not a curated record. Lineage: Eukaryota; Metazoa; Chordata; Aves; Coliiformes; Coliidae. Gene Ontology annotation, molecular function: O-methyltransferase activity; RNA methyltransferase activity.